Molecule: messenger RNA, 1962 nt
Organism: Rosa rugosa (rugosa rose)
Lineage: Eukaryota; Viridiplantae; Streptophyta; Magnoliopsida; Rosales; Rosaceae
Product: KIN14B-interacting protein At4g14310-like
Molecular function (GO): protein binding
Source: RefSeq, a predicted model, not a curated record
AUGAGAAACUGCACAGCGAUGAAAGCAUCAUCUGAAAUCUCUCAGAGUCAAGUGGUUGAAACCAGUUGUGAACCAAAAGUGGAUCAGAAGACACUAUGCCCUUUAGAUGAGAACCCAAUUGCGAUAGAGUUCUUGGCUUCCUUGAAUAGUGAGCAAACUAAAGUUGCAACAAGGGAUGGACAGGAGGAUUUGGAAAAUUGUGAAGUGCAAGCAGUGGAUGGUGCCACCACUGCAGGAGUUGAAAAAUUUUCAAAAAUGGUCACUGGUAAGCAGGAUGAGGAGCUCAUUCUCACAACUGAUGAAACACUUGAUGAGUCUGGUGAUCAGGAGAAUAGACAAGUGAUCAUUGAUGAGGAAACUGAGGAUACUAUCAUUUACCAGCUCAAUGGAAUAGGCCAAAAGACCUCAACUGGUGGGUGGUUUAUGUCUGAGGGAGAGUCAGUUCUUCUUGCUCAUGAUGAUGGUUCGUGCACCUUCUAUGAUAUUGUAAACUCCGAGGAAAAGGCUUUGUACAAGCCUCCUGCAGGAGUUUCACCUAAUAUGUGGAGAGAUUGCUGGAUCAUCCGAGCUCCUAGUGCAGGUGGUUGCGCAGGAAGGUAUGUCGUGGCAGCAUCUGCUGGAAACACAAUGGAUUCAGGUUUUUGCUCGUGGGAUUUUUAUGCCAAAGAUGUGUGUGCUUUCCAUAUUGACGAUGGUUUAGCCCCAUCAAGGACAGUACUUGGCCCUUUGCCCGACAAAAUCUCAUACAGAAGAAACACUUUGUCUAAUCUUUUGGAUCCAGAAACUCAAAAAUGGUGGUAUAGACCUUGUGGACCUCUUAUUGUCUCAUCUGCCACCUGUCAGAGAGUUGUGAGAAUCUAUGACAUUCGUGAUGGUGAGCAAGUUAUGAAAUGGGAUAUCCUGAAGCCUGUGUUAACAAUGGAUAACUCAAGCCCCUUGCAGUGGAGAAACAGAGGAAAAGUUGUUGUAGCUGACAUUGAAACAAUUUCCAUCUGGGAUGUGAACUCUCUCAACCCUCAACCUUUAUUAUCUGUUUCUUCUGCUGGUCGGAAAAUCUCUGCUCUUCAUGUGAAUAACACUGACUCUGAACUUGGUGGCGGAGUUCGCCAAAGAGUAAGUUCAGCAGAAGCAGAAGGAAAUGAUGGAGUGUUCUGUACCCAGGAUUCAUUAAGUAUUCUAGACUUUCGCAAUCCGUCUGGUAUAGGUCUGAAAAUACCAAAGCUUGGUGUAACAGCACAGUCAGUUUUCUCUCGUGGAGAUUCCAUCUUCCUUGGCUGCCCCAAUGGAAGGUCUGGAUGGAAAAAACAGUCCUCUUCAGUCUUCACAAGUGCAACAGUUUUCAAUUCGAAAACAAGGCUAAUAAGCACUUGCACCUUGCCAGAAUCAAAUGCUCACAGCCAUCACACAGCUAUUACGCAAGUUUGGGGGAACUCAAACCUAGUCAUGGGUGUUUGUGGAUUGGGGCUGUUUGUGUUUGAUGCCUUGAAGGAUGACGGUGUGCCGUCUUUCACCAAUGAUAGUGGAAGCACUCAAGAUCGUGAAGCCAUUGGCCAAGAUGACUUGUAUGCACCUUCUUUUGAUUACUUGGACUCUCUUGCUCUUAUCAUAUCAAGAGAUUGCCCGGCAUUAUGGAGGCGCUUAUCAUAGGUUUGCACACUUUCCUAGCAUAUUUCUUUUUAGGAAAAAAAAAGAGAGGAGUAUCACCAGAAGACUGUUGUGUGUUAUGUAUUUUGCAGUUGUGCUAAGAUGCUUCUGUAAUGUGUUGUGUAAUGUAUAUUGCAUGCUGUGUAAUGUACAUUUUGCCAGUUUUCAAUCAUUUUGCCAGUUUUGUUACUCAAACUAUUUCUUGGUGUUCUGAUGAAGUUAUCUUCCGAUCACUUACACUUGAGGAGUUCAGGAAGAUACUUGGUUAUUUAUUUGAUUAGGUGAUAAGAGAAGAAUACUUGUUGUGAGGGCUAGCUU